AAUCAAGCUAUGCGAGUAAUCCGUGGGAGGCAAAGGUUCAUGUUUUGUUUCCCAACCAGCUCCAGACAGUUCUCGGUGUCGGUCCCAGCGGACAGGUCGCACGUUGCUUUGAUUCGCUACCAUUUAGUCGGGCAGUGAUGUUUUAUUACGUCGCGGUUCAUAGCAGUGUGGGAGAGCGAACGCGCGCGUAGCGUAGGUAAAACGUGGUAGUCGUGCUUUGCGUAUUUACGUACAUCUGACUUUGGCUGGCUAACUACCGCUGAUCCGGUCAGACACAUUUACCUGUUGGAGCCUCGUGUGUGCUGCAUACGCUUAAGGUGUGCGUGAUGGCGACUUGUUGAAGAACUUUAGCUGGGUUGCGCCUGGCUUUGAACGCGACUUCGCCGUCAAUGGGAAAGCUAUGAAGUCACCACAAGGCACGGAAAGUCAUAAAAGUGUUGAUCUUUGCGAGCCUAAACUCGCACCUGUGCGGGAGGUGCAUUGUGAAUAGUGAAAAAUUUAUUGAAAUUGAAGAAAAAUAGGGCCGACUAUUGAAUGCAGCCUUUUUAAAUUCCAAACAAAAAAUGGAACAGUGUAUAAACAAGUGUUUGCAAUGUAAAAAUAAUAAAAAGUAGGAAUGAAAAAUCUGCAUCAUUUGGCAAAAAAAAACUCGUUUUCAGUGAAGAGCAACAAGCGGAAAGAAGUUAGUUUACAAUAAAGUGGAAGCCGAAAAAGGAGCAAAGUAAUCACCAUUAGAUCAGCAGUAUUCGCGUUCGAAGCAGUCAGUGUCAGCCGUGUUGUGUUACGUUGAAUGGUGGAAGGCAUCUUCCAAAAGCAAUCACCAAGCACCCCACCGAAUGGGAGACUUGCUUGUCAUUUCCGCCGUGGAUUAUCUCCGGAAUCACGAAGCAGUACCGGCAGAUCGUUGUAUUCGAGAAAGUGCUUGAAAGCCAGAUAAAAAAGGAACGAAAGGAACGAGGAGUUGAAUAAAAAUGAAUCAUCCUCUGGAAAUCAUGGUUACCUUGCUGGCCGUGCUUGCUAGCACCAGUGCAGGAGAUUGCGGUGAAAAAUUCCGCGGAAAAUGCAGUUGCGGAAUACAAACUUACAACUACCAAACAAAAUACGUUGUCAAUUGCACUAACGAAGGAUUUCGAGAUGCUGCUGUACUUGAGUACAUUCCGUUACAGACAGAAGUGGUUAUUUUCACUGGCAACUAUAUCCAAGAACUACCUUGGAACGUAUUCGGUACGCUUAAUGAUCGACUAAACCUAACAAUUGUGGACAUGAGUAAUAACCACAUCCACGAAAUUCGUGGCAAAACUUACCACCACGUCCCGAACGUGCGUCGCUUGAUUCUGAACCACAACAACCUAAGCAUUUCCAGGUACGACGAUGAAGCAUUCAACUAUCACCACCCAAGAGUGUUCUCCAACUUUGUCAAUCUGAUGGAGCUGCACCUUACGAAUGCUUUCGCUGACAACACAUCAGCUGAGCUAUCUGCCGAUCUCCAUGACAUUUUCGUUAGUAGCAAUCUAACUAAAUUGGUCAAACUUCAUCUCGAGCAAAACGAAAUCGUCCAGUUUAACGACAAACGAGUGUUCUGCGAUCUGCCAGCUUUGCUAGAUCUACACCUCGGAGAUAAUUUACUAACGGAGAUAAACUUCAAUAUCACCUGUUUGAAAAGCUUGCGCUUCCUAGAUCUUGAGCGGAACAAAUUUGAAACAUUGCGACCACACGAUAUGAAAAUGCUCGAUUCGGUUCAAAACGAAAAAGAUCGAACAACUCCUUUUAUGGUCGAUUUCACCUUCAACCCGUUCCAAUGCGAUUGCGUCAUUGAUCCACUUUACGACUGGUUGCGCAGCACUAAUGUAACCGUUCGGAAUAGGGAAAACCUUAUGUGCUUCCGCAAAAGGCAUCAGGAACCCAUCCUGUCACUGAACAUGAAGAGGUGCCAAACCUUGCGGUCAGAAAAACACGAUCACACCGUAACUUUGGUAUUCGUGCUGGUCUGUUUGAGUUGUAUCCUGGUUGUACUGGUUGGUUCGCUGAUCUACGUGAGCAAGGACAAGCUGAAAACGUUGGUGACUCCGGUGGUGGACCACGUAUCGAAGAAGGUGCAGUACACAAGCAUCAAGGACGAGGACGCACCGGAACAAUACGUAUGAUGCAGCGCGUUGAUCCAGCGUGGACCCAGUGCUCCGCGGGUGGAACAUGUAUAGACACCGUCAAGAGUGUGAUCGCUAGCGGAACCACAGACAAGAUCUAAUCAUAUCGAAUGUUUAGCCUAGCUUAAGAAUCACGUUCAGUUGAAGCCAAUGCUCUGUGUAUAUAAGUGAAUGACAUGGUCGAGAAUACUUAAACUUGGAAAACUAAUACAACUAAUGCUUGAAGCAAAAUACAAUUUGAAAAGACAUAUGCUUAGUUCAAAAUAACAACCUUAUAGGUUUGCUAGUUAAUAAUGCAAGUUUUAACAAGUUUUCUAUUUCGUUAAGUUUAGAAUAUAGGAUAAUGUGACUAGAAAAAUAUAUACAAAAAACGUACUGAUCUGAGCAAUUGAUGUCUUAAAUAUGUAGAUAAUUGUUUUAAGCAUAUGAAUAUGUUCAAAGUUAAAUAAAAUGGAUUUAGAUAUGCCAA
Messenger RNA from Armigeres subalbatus, 2613 nucleotides. RefSeq names its product phospholipase A2 inhibitor. Lineage: Eukaryota; Metazoa; Arthropoda; Insecta; Diptera; Culicidae. The record is from RefSeq and is a predicted model, not a curated record. Bases 972 to 2144 code for a protein of 390 amino acids. Gene Ontology annotation, molecular function: protein binding. The transcript is spliced from 2 exons. Gene Ontology annotation, cellular component: membrane.